Molecule: messenger RNA, 381 nt
Organism: Capronia coronata CBS 617.96
Lineage: Eukaryota; Fungi; Ascomycota; Eurotiomycetes; Chaetothyriales; Herpotrichiellaceae
Exons: 3
Coding region: 1-381 (126 amino acids)
Source: RefSeq, a predicted model, not a curated record
AUGGAUCAACUCAAGGGUGCUUUCAACAGCUUCUCUGGAGGCAACCAACAGCAGAACCCACAAAACCCACAAAACCCACAAAACUCCCAACAGCAGCCCGGUCAACAACAAGGUAGCUCGAGUGACGGGGGCUUCCUUGGAGGACUCGGCAACAAAUUCAACUCGAUGGCUGGUGGAGGCAAGGAGAGCGAGAAGAACGAAGACUACGUUGACAAGGGUGUCGACUUCGUCCAAGAGAAGUUCCUGGGGCAAGGCCCCCAAAACAACGAGAGUGCCCUUGAACAAGCCAAGGAUGAACAGAUCAGUGAUUUCCUCCGUAACCAAUACAGGAGUGUGACCGGUAAAGAGGUCCCCAUCAAAGACAAGGAAACCAAGUUCUAG